This is a messenger RNA of Laccaria bicolor S238N-H82, 3774 nucleotides long. RefSeq lists its product as uncharacterized. The coding region runs from base 1 to 3774 and encodes 1257 amino acids. The record is from RefSeq and is a predicted model, not a curated record. Lineage: Eukaryota; Fungi; Basidiomycota; Agaricomycetes; Agaricales; Hydnangiaceae. The transcript is spliced from 11 exons.
AUGUGGUAUAACGUGGCCCAGUGGCUCAACCACCCUUGGAUUUUGGCGUACACGGAAAUGGCCCGAGCGGGACCAUCGGUUGAUUGGACCAAAAUGUUCUCGAUCCCACAACCCACCACCCCUACCUUCUUUAUGGAAGGUUAUGCCGGUCCCUCUCCCCCUUUACCUCCAUCUUCGACCGAUUCAUUGCUCCCAGUCACAGUCCCAACUCCCCCAUUGCCGGUACCGACAGCUUCAUCAUCGCUCCCGGCCCCAACAAAACCAACGCGUCGGGCAAAAUCAACCGAUCCUGUGCCAGCGGCUGAAACGAAGACCAAGAGUAAGACGAAGUCUGGGCAAAGGAAACCCGAGGCCAGGUCCAGCACCCAGCCACAAUCAGAGGUGACUCCUAACGACACCGCUGCCCCAGUCCAAAGCAAAAAAAGAAAAGGGGACUUGAUCGAAGCCAGGCCAAAGAAGACCAGAGUCGUGAGCGCAGAGUUCAUCAACAGCAGCAGUGAUGAGGAAACAUUGAAGCCGAAGUCGGAGUCACUUCGACCGGUUGGUGGGGAAGCAAAGGCGGUUAAACCCAAGUCCCAGCCCCAUUUCUCCCGCAUGACACCCAGUGCCGGCUUCAGUCUCAUCCGAAGGCCCAAGUUAGACCCCGACGCCGGUCCUCCCAAGACCGCCAUGGCCGCUUUAAGGCAAGCCAAAACUGCCGAACGUCUUGCAAAUCAGAAUGCCGCGAUUGCGAAAGGCAAUUAUCAGCUUGCGGAUAUCCCCUUAACCAAGAAAAAGGACACCGACAGUGAGGUUGAAGACGAGAUCCAAAAGGGGUUGCAGGAUCUUGAAACGGCCACAGUCUCCGGGGGAGAUGCCCAAGUGAAGAUCGUGAGGAAGAAAGCGAGGUCAAAGAAGCCGCAGGUGAAGAAGGUGAAGCCAGAUGUCAAAGAGAAGGGCAAGCAGGAUGUCGAAAUGGCCGCAACAAUCCUUGUGGGAAAGCAAGCCACUGCAGAUCGGCCAUGGAACAUUCUGCGGAUCUCGGUUGAACAUUCCGCUCAACAGGCCCAUACCCUCACUCCCGGGUUCUUGGAGGAUGUUAGGGUGGCCACCUCCACGCUUUUGAACUUUUACAACCGUCACAGGGAAGGUCUUCUGGCCCACCAACGGACGGUGGAAGAGGAUGCAUACGGGAAAGCUAAUAUGUGGUAUAACGCGGCCCAGUGGCUCAACCACCCUUGGAUUUUGGCGUACACGGAAAUGGCCCGAGCGGGACCAUCGGUUGAUUGGACCAAAAUGUUCUCGAUCCCACAACCCACCACCCCUACCUUCUUUAUGGAAGGUUAUGCCGGUCCCUCUCCCCCUUUACCUCCAUCUUCGACCGAUUCAUUGCUCCCAGUCACAGUCCCAACUCCCCCAUUGCCGGUACCGACAGCUUCAUCAUCGCUCCCGGCCCCAACAAAACCAACGCGUCGGGCAAAAUCAACCGAUCCUGUGCCAGCAGCUGAAACGAAGACCAAGAUCCAAAGCAAAAAAAGAAAAGGGGACUCGAUCGAAGCCAGGCCAAAGAAGACCAGAGUCGUGAGUGCGGAGUUCAUCAACAGCAGCAGUGAUGAGGAAACAUUGAAGCCGAAGUCGGAGUCACUUCGACCGGUUGGUGGGGAAGCAAAGGCGGUUAAACCCAAGUCCCAGCCCCAUUUCUCCUGCAUGACACCCAGUGCCGGCUUCAGUCUCAUCCGAAGGCCCAAGUUAGACCCCGACGCCGGUCCUCCCAAGACCGCCAUGGCCGCUUUAAGGCAAGCCAAAACUGCCGAACGUCUUGCAAAUCAGAAUGCCGCGAUUGCGAAAGGCAAUUAUCAGCUUGCGGAUAUCCCCUGUGAGGCCUGCAGCAAACGCCAAGAUCGAGACAUUGUUCCAUGCGCUAUCCGUUCCCCCCCACAACAAGGAUCCUGCUUCACCUGCAGUACGGGUAAGACGACCUGCACAUAUGCAGUAACCAAGAAAAAGGACACCGACAGUGAGGUCGAAGACGAGAUCCAAAAGGGGUUGCAGGAUCUUGAAACAGCCACAGUCUCCGGGGGAGAUGCCCAAGUGAAGAUCGUGAGGAAGAAAGCGAGGUCAAAGAAGCCGCAGGUGAAGAAGGUGAAGCCGGAUGUCAAAGAGAAGGGCAAGCAGGAUGUCGAAAUGGCCGCAGUCGGGCAUGAUGUGGAGCAUGCAAUUGACGUGGACAUGGAGGUUGGUCUGACAAUGGGAAAGGGGAAGUCCGAGGGUGGUAUCGACAUAGAGAUGGCCGAAGUCAAACAUGAGGAAACUGAGGUCGGUGCCAUUCCAAAAGCCGACAAAGAUGUGGGCCGGGUGACUCCCACCAUAAUCAUUGAGCCACCCACACCACACACAUCAGCGAUUUUCAAGAGCACUGAGACCGAGGUCGGUACCAACACUGACAAAGGAAAGGGCCAGGAGAUUGGGCCGCCAGCCAGUGAGAUGGAGUGGAUCGUGCCUGAGUUAGCAAUGCGGCCAGAAUUGGGCUUGGCUGUCAAUUAUAUGCAACAAAGCUUUACACCCCCACCUGUUGAGCGCACGUCCCGGCCAGAAGGUUCGCGUUUGGUAUCCCGUUCUCGGCAGGUCAGCCCACCAGAUCCCAAGGAGGUUCAUCUUGACACAGCGCUCUAUCAGAAGAAGAUUGACUUUAGGUCCUUGAGCCCCCCACCGAACUUCGACAUGCAGACGAUGCAGCAGGAGAUCAGAAGACUUGCUCAUGGCCAAGCCGACCUCCUGCAGAAACUCCGAGACCAACAAGCGCAAGUCAGCGUCAUGGAGUCGUCUACCCCUACUAUGCGAGAGUAUUCGGCAUUUGUGGUCCGAAAACAAGAUAUUGACGCAAGUGCCCUUCUCCCCCUGGCAGUUGACUCACCCGUGACCCUGUCACAACGUCUUUUGGCGCUCGAAGAGAUUACCCAGUGUAUUCAAGAUCAAGAUUUGGCUAGCCGUCCUCUGUCGGAGAAAAUUGCAAGUCUAGAGACCUCCAUUUGGUUUGAGGAAGAAAAAAUCACCAGAGCAACUCGCCGGAUGGACCGUAUUGAAGAGUCUGCCUACAUGCGUUGGAAGGAAACACAAGAAGAUUUGCAGUCCAUCCGAAGUGAUCACCAGAGACUGGAAGCCGAGGUGAGGGAAGCCGUCAAGACACUGGAGAACAAGUGGGAGACUACGCCAGCUGCGUUACAAGAGAGUCUCACCCGGGGCUUUGAGAAACUUGCAAGCCGCAUCGAAACUGCCGAGCUAACGCUCCACGACCUCACCAAAUCAGUCACUACUAUUUCGGAGCUCAACCUGCGGCUCGGUGCUCGCCAAUCAAGUCUGGAAUUGCUCAUUAUCCAGUUCCUCGGCAACAAGGAGAAGAAGCACACUGGCAUCAAUACCGAUCGCUCAGUCUCACCCGACCGCGGUCAGAAAAGCCAGCAGGUACAAGUCUCCCCGACCCCGGGUGUCGUUCUGCCAAACCCAGUUUCAACCGAUCAUGCGCAAGUCUCUCCAACCCCGGCCGUCUUUCUGCCUCCAGCAUCUGAGAGCCCAGCGGUCCUUCUGUUGGCGCCAAACCCAAUUCCUCCAACCCGGGCAAGUUCGCCCGGUCCUUACAUUGGGGGUAAUAGGAAGUCACCUCGGCUACAGAAACUCGAACCCACACUUCAAACCCCCGCACAGACCGAGUGCGGUUGUUUGAGCCAGACCCGUUCCAACAUGGUAAACUGCAUGACCGAAUACUGGACCAUGACCGGCAAAGAAAAGCCGAGGUAA